UCCCAUCAAACGAAAGCUCACCGUCGCCAAGACAUAUGACACAGCCAACCCAAUAACGAGGCCGCCCAAGCGGUGGACCUCACUCAGAUCGGCCAAACCCAACCUAGCACAAGCACCUCAGCUUGUUCUCCGCAAAGCCAUCCUCUCCUCCAACCUCACCUUCCACCGUCCCCUCAUCCAAUUCUCGUCACACAUUCGCCUCGAAGCUCUCCUCAACAGACAACGAUCAGCCCGAAGAUUCCAUCUCCGUCUCCCCCUCUCAAACCAUCACAGCACCUCCACCGCCACAAUGUCAAACACGCAAUCUGAAGACAAGAAGAAGGCCGAAGCUUCACAACAGCCCCAACAACAAAAGCCCACCGUGCUAGAGGAGGACGAUGAGUUUGAGGACUUCCCCGUUGAUGACUGGCCCGAGAACGAAACCGAGCAGGCGUCCGGCUCAACGAACGGGAACAACGUGCACCUGUGGGAGGAGAGCUGGGAUGACGACGAUGCCGCCGAGGACUUUUCGAAGCAGUUGAAGGAAGAACUCAAGAAAGUCGAGGCCUCCAACUGA
Molecule: messenger RNA, 556 nt
Organism: Aspergillus calidoustus
Lineage: Eukaryota; Fungi; Ascomycota; Eurotiomycetes; Eurotiales; Aspergillaceae
Source: the annotation of a GenBank genome assembly